Ostrea edulis (European flat oyster) is the source of this 2766-nucleotide messenger RNA. RefSeq lists its product as uncharacterized. The record is from RefSeq and is a predicted model, not a curated record. The transcript has 10 exons. Bases 1 to 2766 code for a protein of 921 amino acids. Lineage: Eukaryota; Metazoa; Mollusca; Bivalvia; Ostreida; Ostreidae.
AUGAAGGCCGGACUUUUAUCUCUGUUGAAUCCGACAUACAACAUUGUGUUUUGGAGUAAGGAAUCGAUAAUUGCUCCCACGCUUCAGCAUGACACCAAAAUACCCCUUCAGAAUGCUCGCGAGUUUCGUGACAAUGAAUACGACAGGGAGCCAUUAUACCUUAGAGAUAAGAAAAGGGGCAAAAGAACCAUUGUGGGCAUCAUUUUGGGAGUUCUUUUAAUCGGAGGCAUUGCAGCUGUCCUUGCCUGGUUUUUGACACAAAGGGGUGUAGUAUUCGGUGAAAUGAGUCUAGACCAAGUAUUCUAUGAAGAACUCGCCAAUUCGUCUUCUCCAAAAUUCAAGAAUUUGAGUACAGAAUUAGGUGGCGCAAUUAAAGAUGCGCUGCAGAAAAACUCUUCGGAAUACGGAGAUAAAUACCAACAUUGUGACGUGACUAAUUUCAGGAACGGAAGCAUAGUGGUUCAAUACAAGGUGUACUACGAGUUCACUACUACUAUAAUCAUCGAGGAAACGGUCCAAAAAGAUAUCAACAGCUCCCUAACACCAAUAAAUUCCAGUCAUACACAGUUGUCUAAUUUUAAGGUCAUAACAACGAGUUUGACUAUCACGGUAAAUGUUGAGACUUAUGUAAUAGAUCCCAUAACAACUAGUUCAACAACAACAUCAACUACAGCACCAGCAACAAAAACCACAACCGACAGUUCCACAGGAACCACAUCCGACAGUACCACAUCGACUACAGCACCAGCAACAGAAACCACAACCGACAGUUCCACAGAAACCACACCCGACAGUACCACAUCGACUACAGCACCAGUAACAGAAACCACAACCGACAGUUCCACAUCGACUACAGCACCAGCAACAGAAACCACAACCGACAGUUCCACAGAAACCACACCCGACAGUACCACAUCGACUACAGCACCAGUAACAGUAACCACAACCGACAGUUCCACAGAAACUACACCCGACAGUUCCACAUCGACUACAGCACCAGUAACAGUAUUCACAACGGACAGUUCCACAUCGACUACAGCACCAGUAACAGUAUCCACAACCGACAGUUCCACAUCGACUACAGCACCAGCAACAGAAACCACAACCGACAGUUCCACAUCGACUACAGCACCAGUAACAAUAACCACAAUCGACAGUUCCACAUCGACAUCACCAGUAACAGUAUCCACAACCGACAGUUCCACAUCGACGACAUCACCAGUAACAGUAUCCACAACCGACAGUUCCACAUCGACUACAGCACCAGCAACAGUAUCCACAUCCGACAGUUCCACGUCGACAACAGCACCAGAAACCACAGCAACAGCUGAACCAGUGAAAUAUACAGCAGAUAUCCAUGUUUCCAGUAUAGUUGCUACUGUUGGAGAACUCACGACAUCAAAAGCGUGCAUAGUCACUCCGCACGGAGAAUGGCUUCAAAUCAACGUAUCAGUCGAUUCGGGCGGGGUGUCACAUGUAAUUGGGAAAUUAGAUUACAACCAAUCUUUUGAAAACCCAUCGUCCCUGGACAGAUUUAAUGCUAGUAUCCGCAUGAAUGGUGAUACAGUUGAUGUGAUGGUGACUCUGAAUCUAACGGAACCAACAACCGAAAUCUGCUCCUGGGACAACAGUUAUAAAGUGUAUUGCUCUGUGAUUAUGAACGACACUUUUCCGACUAAGGUGGUCGAGUUCAAUGCAAUUUCCGUGACAGCUCCUAUGUCAGAAGUAAGCAUCGACUCUAAGGUACAUUACAACGAAGGUGAUCUGAUGACCUUCAAUUGUACAACGAAAGGGGAUCCGAAUUAUAGUUACUUUGAUGUUCAAUUAAUCAAAGAUUCCAACAUUUUUUACAACAAUUCCGGUGGAGACUUUGGGACUGGAACUAACUCCGACUGUUCCAUUGAUUUCAACUGGGUUGGUGGUCAAUUUCUUCCGCCGCUGACUUCCAAUCAAACCGGCGUCAUAAUCCGCUGUGUUGUAAGAAACACUGUACUGAAUACGACUAAGACAACUGAAAAGACGCUGAAUGUGUCAUCGUCAGCUACAACUGAACCAGUGAAAUAUACAGCAGAUGUCCAUGUUUCCAGUAUAGUUGCAACUGUUGGAGAACUCACGACAUCAAAAGCGUGCGUAGUCACUCCGCACGGAGAAUGGCUUCAAAUCAACGUAUCAGUCGAUUCGGGCGGGGUGUCACACGUCAUCGGGAAAUUAGAUUACAACCAAUCUUUUGAAAACCCAUCGUCCCUGGACAGAUUUAAUGCUAGUAUCCGCAUGAAUGGUGAUACAGUGGAUGUGAUGGUGACUCUGAAUCUAACGGAACCAACAACCGAAAUCUGCUCCUGGGACAACAGUUAUAAAGUGUAUUGCUCUGUGAUUAUGAACGACACUUUUCCGACUAAGGUGGUCGAGUUCAAUGCAAUUUCCGUGACAGCUGCUAUGUCAGAAGUAAGCAUCGACUCUAAGGUACAUUACAACGAAGAUGAUCUCAUGACCUUCAAUUGUACAACGAAAGUGGAUCCAGAUUAUAGUUACUUUCAUGCUGAAUUAAUCAAAGAUUCCAACACUCUUUUCACAAUUCCCGGUCCAGAUUUUGGGACUGGACUUAACACCGACUGUUCCAUUGAUUUCAACUGGGUUGGUGGUCCCCCUCUUCCGCUGACUUCCAAUCAAAACGGCGUCAUAGUCCGCUGUGUUGUACGAAACACUGUGCUGAAUAAGACUAAGAUUGCUGAAAAGACGUUGAAUGUAUCAUCUGCUGUGCCUUAA